Messenger RNA from Lepidothrix coronata (blue-crowned manakin), 5531 nucleotides. It is a transcript of the gene CDH22, whose product is annotated as cadherin 22. Gene Ontology annotation, biological process: cell-cell junction assembly; cell morphogenesis; adherens junction organization. Lineage: Eukaryota; Metazoa; Chordata; Aves; Passeriformes; Pipridae. Gene Ontology annotation, molecular function: cadherin binding; calcium ion binding. The record is from RefSeq and is a predicted model, not a curated record. The transcript is spliced from 12 exons. Bases 808 to 3225 code for a protein of 805 amino acids. Gene Ontology annotation, cellular component: catenin complex; adherens junction; plasma membrane.
CACAAAGCGAUGGAGGCAUGAAGUGAAGUGCAAGCACUGAUCCUUCUCUGGCUGGAGUAGCCACCACAGGCUCCUGGAGACGCUGCUGGCCACCCUGCACCUCCCUGCGUGAGCCAGCGAGGAUGGAAGUGACCGGGAUCAGCUGGGCAAAGGACCCUUCACCGGGUGCUGGGGUGUCGUGCCCCUGAAGAUGGGAGUUACAAAUGGCCUCCUUGUGAACUGCACGUGUGGCACAGGCACCUGCACUGCCAGACCCCUCGCACAGUAACCCAAGGCUGCCCCGGGACAGGGGGGCGUUGGCCACAGCAGCUCAUCCUGUUAACUCCUCCGUGAAAACACAGGCGGAACAGCUUUCCUUCGCCUCCCGUGGAUGAGGGUUGCGGGUGCCUGUGCCCCGCGCGCUGCUGCGGCGUCCCCUGCCCUCCGCGGGGGUGGGCAGCAGGCUGAGCAUCCCCCGCUCCCCAGCGAGACCGGCGGCAGCCGAGCACGGAGCCGCCCAGCUCUGCCCCCGGGGACAAAUGCCAGCUGCCAGACUCUUCUCUGGAGACCCAGGAGCAGCCCGUGAGGCACCAGCACUGACUGCUCCCACGCUGACAGUGGGCAGUCCGGGACGCCUCUCCUCACAGAUGUGACUCGUGGUGGGACAGGAGUGCUCCAGCUGCCGGGCACGGCAUGCAGCAGGGAUGGGGAUGCUCUGCACUGACCGGGCAGCCUCACGCUGCUAGUGUGGACUUCCCUCCUACUCUUCCCUAAAGGAUGCUAGCUGCCUGUCCAACAGCUCCUGCUCAUGCAUCCUCCUAGAGUGCAAUGGCGAAGGGUCUGCAGGGCUUCUCGUGGACCAUGCUGCUGCUGUUCUGCGCCAUCCAGGAGCUGGGGUCCUGGGCCGUGCACACGGCGGUGGAGGGCCCUGGCCUAGGGCAGCCAGGGGACCCUGCGCUGCUGGCCGGAGGGCGAGUGAAGCGUGGCUGGGUCUGGAAUCAGUUCUUCGUGGUGGAGGAGUACACGGGCACGGAGCCGCUGUACGUGGGGAAGAUCCACUCGGACUCGGAUGAGGGAGAUGGCUCCAUCAAGUACACCAUCUCCGGGGAGGGCGCAGGGACCAUCUUCCUCAUCGACGAGAUCACAGGUGACAUCCACGCCACCGAGCGCCUGGACCGGGAGCAGAAAACCUUCUACACGCUGCGGGCACAGGCCCGCGACCGGCAGACGGAUCAGCUGCUGGAGCCCGAGUCGGAGUUCAUCAUCAAGGUGCAGGACAUCAACGACAGCGAGCCACGCUUCCUGGAGGGGCCCUACAUCGGCAGCGUGGCUGAGCUCUCCCCCAUCGGCACCUCUGUGAUGCAGGUGAUGGCCUCUGAUGCUGACGACCCCACGUACGGGAGCAGUGCCAGGGUGGUCUACAGCGUGCUGGAGGGUGAGCAGCACUUCACUGUGGACAGCAAAACAGGUGUGAUCCGGACGGCCGUGGCUGACCUGGACCGUGAGACGCAGGACCGCUACGAGGUGGUGAUCCGAGCAACAGACAUGGCAGGACAGCUGGGCGGCCUGUCAGGAUCCACCACAGUCACCAUCGUGGUCACUGAUGUCAAUGACAACCCACCACGCUUCCCCCAGAAGAUGUAUCAGUUCAGCAUUGUUGAAACGGCCCCCGUGGGCACUGCCAUCGGCAGGGUGAAGGCUGAGGACUUCGAUGUCGGGGAGAACACAGACAUGACAUAUCAAGUGAAGGAUGAGGAAGGGGUGGAGAUGUUCAAAGUCACCACGGACAGCAAUACCCAAGAGGCUGUCAUCACGGUACAGAAGCCUCUUGACUACGAGUCAAAAAAAGUGCACACUGUUGUGGUGGAGGCCCUCAACAAGUUCGUGGACCCGCGGUUCGUGGACCUGGGCACCUUUCGGGACCAGACCAUCGUGAGGGUCUCAGUGUUGGACGUCGAUGAGCCCCCCGAGUUCCGGCCCCCCUCCAACCUGAUGGAGGUGCAGGAGGACGCACGAGUUGGCUCUGUCGUGGGGGUGGUCACUGCCCUCGACCCGGACACAGCGAACCACCCUGUCCGGUACGCCAUCGACCGCAGCACGGACUCCGAGAGGAUCUUUGACAUCGAUGCCAAAACAGGUGCCAUUGUGACAGGAAAGGUCCUGGACCGGGAGACAGCAGGGUGGCACAACAUCACUGUCCUGGCGAUGGAAGCAGAUAAUCACUCACAAGUGUCAAGGGCCUCUCUCCGUAUCCGUAUCCUGGAUGUCAACGACAAUCCACCUGAGCUCGCCACUCCGUAUGAAGCUGCUGUGUGUGAGGAUGCCAAGCCAGGCCAGCUGAUCCAGACAAUAAGCGUUGUGGACCGGGAUGAGCCUCAGAGCGGCCAUCAUUUCUACUUCACGCUGGCACCUGAAGCCACCAACAACCACCACUUUUCUUUGCUGGACAUCCAGGACAACACGGCUGCGGUGCACACACAGAGAGUGGGCUUCAACCGCCAGGAGCAGGACGUGUACCUGCUCCCCAUUCUGGUGGUGGACAGCGGCCCCCCGGCCCUGAGCAGCACGGGGACUCUGACCAUCCGUGUCUGUGGCUGCGACAGCAACGGGGCCAUCCAGUCCUGCAACAGCACAGCCUAUGUCGUGUCGGCCACGCUGAGCCCCGGCGCCCUCAUCGCGCUGCUGGUCUGUGUCCUCAUUCUGGUUGUGCUGGUCCUUCUGAUCCUCACGCUGAAGCGACACCACAAAAGCCACCUGACUUCUGAGGAUGACGAGGACAUGAGGGACAAUGUCAUCAAAUACAACGAUGAAGGGGGCGGCGAGCAGGACACGGAGGCCUACGACAUGUCAGCCCUGCGCAGUCUCUACGACUUCAGUGAGAUCAAAGGUGGCGAUGGAGGUGGGGGGCCAGGAGAUGGGGGCCCGGGCAGAAACCCUGCCUCUGAGCUCCAUGCCCUCCCACAGUGGGUGCAGAGCCCGGACCUGGACUUCUCUGUGUUCAGAGACUAUAUCUGCAGGAAGGUGGAGCAGGCGGACGAGGACCUCUCUGUGCCGCCCUAUGACUCAUUCCAGACCUAUGCCUUUGAGGGCUCGGACUCCCCUGUGCCCUCCCUGAGCUCCAUCAACACCUGGUCCAGCAGUUCGGAGCAGGACUUCUCGUACCUGAGGGGCUGGGGGCCCCGUUUCCGGCAGCUGGCAGCGCUGUACGCGGGGCGCAGGGGCGAGGAGGACAGUGAGGAGUCGUAGCUGCCUCACCAACCCCUGCGAGGCUCCUGGUGCCUCCUGGACUGCGGCUCCCGCACCGCGAGGUGCCACGUGGGGACCGUGGCCAGACUCCACGGCUGCCACAAAGGGGCUGCGCCGCAGAGCCGGGGGCACUGGGGGACUGCUCCUCUGCAGCUGCCUCCUGCUUGGGUGGGCUCCGCACCCCCGAGGAGGGGCUGGGGAGCCCGGAGGAGCCUGGCCGUGGUGUCUUCAUCUCCUCAAUGCCAGUCCUCAUUAGAGCACUACGCAUUAACUUAAGAAAGAAAAUCUAAUUCAAGAGAGUUUGGAGACGAUUUCUCCCCCCACAAAUUAUCAUUUAAAUAGAUCUGUUCGGUGAGCCCCAUCCAGGAGAGGAAGAGCAAACCGGGAGCCUUUUGUUGUCUAAAUUGUUUUUGUCACUUGAGUCAGAGUAUUUGAAGAGCUUUGCUUUCUUUAAGAGCUUUCCUUUCAGAAGGAAACAAGCUUUUAACUUCUGUUAAGAUUUCCCCCCCUUAAGUUCACUCGCUUUUUUGGAGUCUUCCUUCUCUCUGUUCCCUGUGGGCCUCUCAGCAGCCCCCAGCUGCCAGCAUGGCAUUGGAGGGAUCACAUCCUGCACAGAGCGGCCGCUCACCUCAAACCACACUUCACCCCCGCACUGCAAUCUCUUCGCCCCUGUCUUGUGGUCACAGAGGUGCUUGUGAUGUGAAGGGGCUGUCCAACACUCCCUGCACAGCAGACAUUGUCUGCAAGGUCCUGGAGUGCCCCACAAGCCCCAGUGACAGAUGGGGACAUCCCACCCAUGACCAAGGCAUGGUGCUGUGGCCUGAGCCGCGGGGCAGUCACAGUGCUGGGGAGCACCGUCGGAGGGGCCCAGAGAAGCACCCCCAGUGGGCUCUGCCAGCCCCUCAUGUGGGACUCAGGGUUUACGGAGCUCUCAGUCAGGCACUGGCUGUCACCAAACGGUAUGAGCUGCACAGGGCAGCAGGCAGGACAUCAGUGCUACCUGACCCACAGCAGCUGGGGAGAGCUGCAUCCCAUGGAGGACCAUGCUGCAGGGUACGAGAUAACCCCAGCCCCUGACUGGGGGGAAUAAUUCCUGCUUACACCCAGCUGACAGCAAAGCAUCAUCAUGGGCGACAGAAAAGCCAUCCCCAGGAGGUGUACAUGAGGCCAGGUCCUGCUUGUGCUGCUCUGCCUGCUGGCUGCAGGCUGGGCAGCAAAUCUGUAACACCUUGUGGUCCCUGGGGUGUUGCCACCCCAGCACAGUGCCCUGCAAGAAGCCAGCAUGAGCUGCCACAGUGGGGCUGCCUUUGUAUGAAAUUCCUGGGUUUGGAAGGCAGGUCAGGAAGAUGCCAACAGGACGUGCCAUUGCUCCUUGGGCUGUAGAUGAUGCUGGAGGAAAGCACGGGGUGCCCUGUGCCUUCCCAGCCUGCCGACUACCCCGGGGGGACUGAACAGCACGUGGAGCGAUGCCCUCACACGGCGUCUCAGGCAGUGCUGGCUAGUGCAGCUCCUUAUCUGUUCAUGUUGGGAAAAAAAUCAAUUAUAUCCUUGAUAGGUAACUGAUAAGGUCUCCCAAGGCCUGACACAUCCUGGGCUUAUCAUUGGGUUUGUCCUUUUAGUUUUACCACAGUGUUUUCUCUCCUUGGAGAAGGUUUAACUGUAAAUGUACGUGUGUUCAUUUUUUUACCGUGUGUUGCUUCCCGGCUGCUGGUGUUGGUCCUUUGGCUGCAGCAUGAGACCUGACAGUGGAGAGGGACAGGACCUGUCCUUGUCACAGUGCCUGCCCUGCCCGCUGCUGCCACGGCCACCUGUGCAGAGCCCCAGCUUGGCUCAUACCAGGACCAGGAGCUCCUUUCUCCAUAGGGCCUCCCUGGUCCCCCCGAGGAGGCGGUGGAUGCCGUGGCUGGCACCCAGCCUGGCGUGCUGCUGGUUCACUGUGAUGAUGCUGGGGAGGCAGCGGGGCUCUGGAGGGCCAGCUCUGGCCGCGCUGCCUCGGGCAAGUCAUGCCCUGCACCACCCCCUGCCCCCCCUCCCCGUGCAGGAGAAUGGAGAAAGCCCUCUCUUUCCUCAGGAAUGUGUUCGUGUUUUCCCUCUGGGCUGCAGAUCCGUGCCCGAGCCCCUCCGGCACUGGCCCUUCCUCUAGCCAAGUGUUGUGCAAUAGCAGGGCUCUGUCCUAGGAGAUGGGGUCUGACAGGGUCCGUGUUUAGCAAACCUCCCACCGGGUUCCCCCCAUCCCUGCCCGGCGCAUGCACGCACGCUUGCGUUUUAGUUUCUACCCCAGUGUAAAUAGGGGAGGAGCGCGGUGC